UUCUCAAAUUAUCAAUUAUAGCAACAAUUUAUAUUUUUUGUUAAUAAAUGUGUAUAAACUAUUUUCGCCGUACCGAAAAAAACUAUUUCAUCUCAUUUUUCUGACGUAAAACUCACAUAAAGAAAAAUAUUUAAAAGAAAGUAUCCAAUCACAAUCUUUAUCAGUCUAAUCGAGUACUCAGGUCGCGUAGAAGUAGAAAUAAGCGCUUGUUAGUGUGUUUAGUGAGGACGCAACGCCAAAAACAGACUUUGAACAAAUUGGAAGUGAACCGAAUUUCAUCCAUAUUCGAUUAAUCAUCGCAUGUAACAGUAUCGGCUUUUGUUCGCAACUACGGAAGUAAUAAAAAAGUUUACGAGGGAACACAAUGGUUGAGAAGAAGGAUUGUUUUUCGUCAACUUAUACUGUUGAUACAUUCAGUUCGACAGCUACUUUGAAUACAAACGAACCAGUGAAAGUUCCAAUUGGAGCAUUACCGGAAAAAGAGUAUAACCAAUAUGAACAUAGAGAAUUGGAACAUUCUAAUACAUUCACAGGUGCAUUUAUCCAUUUGGUGAAAAGUUCUUUGGGAACAGGAAUCUUAGCGAUGCCCAGGGCUUUUAAAACAGCAGGUUUAGCGGUAGGAUUUUUUGGAACUCUCUUUAUUGGAUUCUUAUGUACGCAUACAGUACAUCUGCUAGUAUCGGCAUCCCAAAAAAUGUGCGUAGAAACUAAGACGCCAAGUCUUGGAUAUGCAGAAACGGCGGAAACUGUAUUUCAAAAUGGUCCGAAAAAGUUUCGACGUUAUUCUAGAUUUGCCAGAAAUUUCUCGGACAUAUCAUUGGCGUUAACUUAUGCCGCUGGAACUGCUGUAUAUAUUGUAUUUAUUUCAGAAUCAUUACAAAAACUUUUGAAAGAGUACUACGAACCAGCUGGUGAAGAGGUAUGGAGCAUAUACUUCAAACUAAUUAUUCUUGGUCCUCUAAUUAUUUUUUGUCAAGUAAGACAGUUGAAGCAUUUGGUUCCGUUCUCAUUUAUAGCUAAUAUAACGAUGUCACUUGCAUUUGCCAUUACUCUUUAUUACACAUUCAAGCAGAUUCCGGAUGUCAAAUUUUCUGAAAGGAACAUGGUGACUAGCUUAAGCGGGAUACCAUCAUUUGUUAGUACUGCCAUAUUUGCUAUGGAAGGUAUUGGUACUAUAUUGCCAGUAGAAAAUUCAAUGGUCACUCCUCAAUUCUUAGGGUGUCCUGGUGUUUUAAAUUUGGGUAUGCUAGUUGUUGUAAUGUUCUUUGCUACUAUGGGGUGUUUUGGUUAUUAUUCUUUUGGUGACGAAACCCAAGCCACAAUUACACAGAAUCUUCCCCAAGGUGAAGUGUUAGCACAAAUAGUUCAAGGAUCAAUUUCCUUAGCAGUAUUCUUCACGUUCAUGCUUCAAUUUUACGUGCCAACUGAAAUAAUAUGGAGAAAAAUUAAACCUCGAGUUCAAGAAAAGAAUCACGACAUCGCGCAAAUUAUUAUCAGGAGUAUUAUUGUUAUUAUCAUUGUUGCAAUAGCUACAGCUGCCGGUCAUCAUCUAGACGCUUUAAUAGACUUGGCUGGAUCCAUUUUUUUGUCGACUUUAGGAUUUUUAAUACCUGCUAUAUUAGAUAUCAUUAUAAAUUGGGGUAACUGGGGAAAAUUUAAUUAUAUAUUAGUCAAAGACAUCAUGAUUUGUGCAUUUUCUUUAUUCGGACUGGUUUCUGGUACUUAUUAUGCACUAUUAGAAUUUAGUAAAUAAUGUUGUUUAUUGAAGGUAUUAUUUUUACGUCUAUUUAUUACAUAUUCUCAAUUAUUUAUGCACGUUGAAAUAAAUCAAUAACGGGGCUUUAAUAUUACAUAAUAUUUAUUACAACAAACAAUUAUAAAUUAUACAAACGAAAGAGCAACUCGAACAAUUUUGUUUAUUAGUGCCAUUUUCGCCACCUAUCCGAAAACGUUGGUUGUUAAGAUGACGACCAGAAAACAAAAAAAAACCUUCAUUUCUUAUUUAGUUCGUUUGUGAUAACACCUGUAGAGUCCACGUCUGCAAAUACUGAUUAAUCAGAAAAGAUUUAAAUAGGAGAAGUGAAUGAACUAAUUUAUUGAGAGAGUUGGACUCAAAGUAUCCGUUUUCUACAGCAAAGCUGUUUCAUCGUCCAUCUUCGACAAAUGUUGGGCUCGAAUCUAUGAACUAAGCUUUGAUUUGGAACAGAGUGGGAUAUUAGCUCUUGUUGUAUGAACCAAGUGAGACAGAACUACAAAUUCUCAAUAUUAUUGUAUCACUCAAUAAACAGGUGGAUACAUUUUCUUUGUUGAUAAUGAGAAAGGCAUAUUCUUGUUAUUUAUACUUGAGUUUUAUCAAUGAUUCGUUUGGUAUAAAUAUCAACAAAUGUGUCGAUAUUAUAAGCAUAGACAGAACAAUAAUUGUAUGUUUUGUGUGAAUUUUUGUAAAUAUUAGUAUUUAUUUUUCAAUUUUAGUAUGAUUGUGUGAUCAAUAAGUAUUAUUCCAUUGUUCUUAUGAUUUUAUGUUUAUUACUGAGUAUUGUUUUUAUUUAUAUAUUUUCAUAACAAUGCAGAUUUUGUAACUCAAUUCAAGAAUAAAACAUUAUAUUUUAAA
Messenger RNA from Diorhabda carinulata, 2611 nucleotides. RefSeq names its product proton-coupled amino acid transporter-like protein CG1139. Gene Ontology annotation, biological process: amino acid transmembrane transport. Bases 365 to 1753 code for a protein of 462 amino acids. Gene Ontology annotation, cellular component: vacuolar membrane. NCBI's taxonomy places the organism in Eukaryota, Metazoa, Arthropoda, Insecta, Coleoptera, Chrysomelidae. The record is from RefSeq and is a predicted model, not a curated record. The transcript is spliced from 9 exons. Gene Ontology annotation, molecular function: amino acid transmembrane transporter activity.